Molecule: messenger RNA, 669 nt
Organism: Bombina bombina (fire-bellied toad)
Lineage: Eukaryota; Metazoa; Chordata; Amphibia; Anura; Bombinatoridae
Gene: DMRTB1
Product: DMRT like family B with proline rich C-terminal 1
Exons: 4
Coding region: 1-669 (222 amino acids)
Biological process (GO): sex differentiation; regulation of transcription by RNA polymerase II
Cellular component (GO): nucleus
Molecular function (GO): RNA polymerase II cis-regulatory region sequence-specific DNA binding; DNA-binding transcription factor activity, RNA polymerase II-specific
Source: RefSeq, a predicted model, not a curated record
AUGUCGGCCCCUGCGGGUGCAGCUCCUGGCCCAGUUCGAGGCUCUCGGGUGCCCAUGUGCACACGGUGCCGUAAUCACGGGAAACUGGUGCGACUGAAGGGUCACGGGGGUCGGUGUGAGUGGCGGAACUGCUCCUGCCCCAAGUGCUCCCUUAUUACCGAGAGACAUCGUAUCCUGGCGGCCCACAAACUGCUGGCCGGGCCCCGCAUUAAAGAUGAGGACAGGGAGACGGAUAUCGGGUACCCUCCUCCCCUCUCGCACUGUGUGCCCAACAAAGAGAACUGCAGAACUGAGACUACCAAGAUGUACCCAGUACCUGGGCCUAUGUGCCAUUACCACUCGUUUCCCAUGGCACUUCCCUGUGGUCCACCAGGAUUCAGAGGACCCCCUCCUCCCUCUGGCAUGCCCAUAAGAAGUAUCCCCCAAUGUCAUCCAGUGAAAGUAUAUGAAGGAGGAGGAAAUUUUAUGCAUCGUGUAUACCCCUCUGUACCUCAGUUUAUACCCCCCCGCUUCCUGCCUGGGAUACACUAUAUACCCCCUCCUGGGCCUCUGAGUGUGAUGGCUAAUGCAAGAAGGGAUUUGUCAGGUCAUAGCACAGAGGGCAACCAGUGUUUAAAGACAACUUUUGAAGAAAGCCAAGCAAAUGGUGUGGAGCAAAGUAACCAGUGA